AUGGAGUUGAGAAACUUCAUUGACCCCCUCUUCUUCGCUCUGGGAUUUCUCUUCAACAUCCUGUCUCAGCUUCUAUCUUACCUUCUCUCCUUGCUGAGCCUCCUGGUCUCCCCCUUAUUAUACAUCACCCAUGGUCUACUCUCCAUAGCAUUGUGGCCCUUACGAGUAUUGCUCAAAUUCGAGGCCUUCAUUCUCUUCAUCACUGGAGCCGUGUUUACCGGAGUCAUUGUAGGGCUAUGCCUUUAUUUCACCGGCGAUGCCCUGACUCAGCUCCUACACCUGUAUCCCUCACCUCAAACAUCUGAUUCCAGAGAGCUUGUCCCUCCCAAAGAAGAGCCUUAUGACUGGGAAGCCAAGAUAAAGAACGAGCGCUUCUUGUCCUCAACAAUCCUGGAGGAAGAAGAGACCAGCUAG
Messenger RNA from Penicillium manginii, 414 nucleotides. RefSeq lists its product as uncharacterized. The coding region runs from base 1 to 414 and encodes 137 amino acids. The record is from RefSeq and is a predicted model, not a curated record. The transcript has 2 exons. NCBI's taxonomy places the organism in Eukaryota, Fungi, Ascomycota, Eurotiomycetes, Eurotiales, Aspergillaceae.